UUAAUGCCUAUGUUUUUUUCCAAUUCUUGAAUUAGGGUUUUCAUGCCUCAGUAAAUUCCUUAUCAAAUUUAGCAAAUCAUUCUUUGUUAUACAUCUUUUUCUUGAUAGCAAUUCCUACGACCCAGUAACUUCUUCAUUUUUUUUUUUUUUAAAAUUCCUGAAAUUGUUUGUUUUUCACGAAAAGGAUAUUUUGUUGAAUUUUAUAUGUUUUGUAGCGGGGAAAGGGAAGAGUAAUUUAAGAGUCAUCCCAAUGUUUGAAAAUUGAACGGUUCUAUUGUGAUGGAAAAUUCGAACCCAGUAAUACUAGAGAUAAGCUCCGAUGAUGAGGCCAGUUUCGGCGAUGCCAGUGGAGGCGGCGGCGGAGGAGGAGAAGACCAUGAUUGGCUAUCGGAGCUAUUAGACGAGGUGGAUAGAGGUUCGGAUGAUUCUGAUGAUGUGGUUUUGGUGGAUGAGGUGGUUGUCAAGCCAAAGAAAUCAAGAUUAAAUUCUUCUAAUUCUUCUGAAAUGGUAAAUUAUAACGGCUGCUAUGAUGACGAUGAUGAUGAGUGUGUGAUUCUUGAUGGUGACCCUGAUAAGCCGUUGGCGGUCGAGAAUGGUAAAGUAGAUGAUGAGGGUUCUGAUGAUUUGCUUGUUGUUGGUGAAAAGGGACAGGUUGCAUGCAGAGACUUCCCUCACCCACGGCAUCUUUGUGCAACAUUUCCGUUUGCUUCUACUCCCCACCAUACUCACUGUGACCUGCAUUUCCAGUAUUGACCAUUGUCAUGACCAUUGUCAUGCAACGGAUAAAGAGGAGUUUUGGACAUCUCAACGGAAAAGCAUGAAGGAAAGUGACAAAACACAACCAAUUCCUAAUGUUGUUCCUCGAGCAAGUCUGGUUCCGUCAUUGCCUCUAGUACAGGCCAACUCUUUGGCCCAGAAUCAGGAUGUUAAUCAGGACACAGUGCGCCCUUGGACCCAUCUUGGCAUUCCAAAUAUCACGAAUCAAGGCAGUAGUCAACUGUCUAGAUCUGCUUUUCCUAGAUAUCAACCACAUUUGGUCCCCCAACAGUUGCAUAGUAGUGCACACAAUAGGAGUGAUUUAUCUAGGAAUAGAAGGCACAUUGUAGGAAGCAGAGGCCCUCAGUUCAGUACUCAAUGUACAGCCUUCAAAAGGAGUGGGCUGGCCCGGGUUGAUUUGGUGAAUGAUAGUCGUGGCUAUGGUUUAUCCAAUAACAGUUACAGGUCACAAUUUUCUAAUAACCCGCCGCUGCGUAGGUGUCAUGCUUCUAGUGGCGAAGUGCAUAUGGGCACAAGUGAUGAUUAUGCAAAUUUUGCACCCCACGAACCUCAAAUGUCGACUCAGACAUCUGUGAGCAGCCCGGUUACAAUUGCAAUACCCACCCGACCUCAAGUGUCUUCUCAGCAAUACAGACGCAAUUUUCAGAAAGCAGUUUCCUCGCAGCCCCAAAUUGCUUCCCAGCCGUAUGUCAGAAACCAUUUUCAGAACACAGCUAUCCCCCAGCACCCACUGGUGUCUCGACAUAAUGGGGGCAAUACCUUUCAUCCUGUACCUUCUCAAACCCAUGUUUCCACCCCACUCUACACAGGCAACACUUGUGAACAUCCACUGCCCCCGAUGUCCUCACAGCACAAUAUGGAUAGAACCUAUGGAUGUUUUGUCUCUUCUCAACCUGAAGGUUAUGCUGACCCUACUUCGUUACUGAAUGGACAAAAUAUCUGUCAGCAAGAGAAUCAAAUGCAAAGUGGUCUUGAUUCAAAUUUUGCGGAUUUUGGCUUUAGUUGGGUUCCCCCUAUCAGCGGAAGCAACCAACAAAUCCCUGCAGGAAGUUUCCGACUACAAAAUCCAGUACCAGCUGAUAAUUCCCAGUUUCAAAGUGUACCGCCAGAAGAUAACACGUAUGGACAUGUAGUACCAAAGGAUAAUUUUUCCCUCAUAGAUGACAGUAAUUCCUGGUUUCCCGGGAUUACAGAACCUGAUUCAUUGGACUUUCAAUUUGACACUUGGAUGUUUGAGAAUCAAUCUGUUCCAGGGGCUUUGGAAGUUUCUGUUCCUCCUGGGUUGAAUGUAUACUCCCCUGAACCGGGUACUAUAGACGCAGGUACUCUCUUCGAUUUUUAAUUCUCUUGCUGAUGGUGGAAAAUGGCAGGCCUAGAAUUGUUUAAAAAAUGGGAAAUUGAUGUUUUUGGUGAUGUAUAGGAAGAGUCGAGUCGAGUCGAGUUUUAUCUUUUUACCACUCGGAGAGAGCGGAGAUCUUCCUCGUUUGAAGGUUUCUUGUACAGAAACUAAUCUUUUGUAAAAUCUUUUCCUGUAUUUAAUCCCCGCUCCGGAAAAUUCUCUCGAAUGCAUUCGAAUUGUAAGAAUAUUCAAUUCCAUGCUAAUUUAUUUCACUGAAUAUUUUUACUAAGCCUAGAAAGAUGUUUUUGAAAAAUGUUUUGGUUUCCCUGAAUUUCAUUUGAGUGAAUUCUCAUAGUGGAACUUCAUAUAAGCAAGCAAUAAAA
Messenger RNA from Olea europaea var. sylvestris, 2499 nucleotides. RefSeq lists its product as uncharacterized. Bases 605 to 2119 code for a protein of 504 amino acids. The transcript has 3 exons. The record is from RefSeq and is a predicted model, not a curated record. NCBI's taxonomy places the organism in Eukaryota, Viridiplantae, Streptophyta, Magnoliopsida, Lamiales, Oleaceae.